Molecule: messenger RNA, 2440 nt
Organism: Papilio polytes (common Mormon)
Lineage: Eukaryota; Metazoa; Arthropoda; Insecta; Lepidoptera; Papilionidae
Product: esterase FE4-like
Exons: 4
Coding region: 290-1861 (523 amino acids)
Source: RefSeq, a predicted model, not a curated record
GACAUUUGACAGACCAAGUCAAAGACAAUUGACUUUUGUACUUGGCAAUUGCCAACAAAAAGUCAACAAAAGAUUUCAGAGUGAAUUUAUUUGCAUAAAGUACAUACGAAUUGCAUUCAUCAUUUUUAAACCCAGUCUUGCAAAAGUUUUAUUUCGUGUCAGUGGCCAGUGAACGCUUUGUAGUUAUUAAACAUAAUUUAUAGAUUUACUUAAAGUUGGCUUUUGUAUAUAUUUUUCCAUGUAAUUAACUGAGUUUUCGAAGAUUUUGGUGUAUUGUAUUUCAGGAAAUAUGAAUUGUCAAGUGACAGUCGAGCAAGGGACAUUGGAAGGCAAGGUUUGUACCACAUAUUAUGGAAAAAGGUACUACAGUUUCGAAGGAAUACCAUACGCUAAACCUCCUGUCGGAAAACUGCGUUUUAGGUGCCCACAGGAACCGGAAAAAUGGACCGGUGUGCGAGACGCCACCAAACCCGGCAACAACUGCGCUCAAAUCAAUCCUUAUUCCCCAAAAUCAUUGAUAGGCUCCGAAGAUUGCCUUUACUUAAAUGUCUACACGCCAUGUUUGCCGGCGGAGAAACUAGACAAACUUCCAGUUAUAUUUUUUGUUCACGGCGGGAGGUUCCUUGUCGGCUACGGAGAUUAUUACCAACCCGACUAUAUACUACAACAUGACGUCAUCCUUGUAACCAUUAAUUACAGGUUAAAUAUAUUCGGUUUCUUAUGUUUACACACGCCCGAAGUGCCCGGUAACGCAGGCUUGAAAGAUAGCGCGAUGGCUUUAAAAUGGGUGAAAAAUAAUAUAAAACGCUUCAAUGGAGAUGAGAACAAUAUAACAGCGUGCGGCGAAAGCGCGGGAUCGGGAGUAGUUACCUUCUAUUUAACUUCUAAAAUGACGAGGGGUUUGUGUCACAAGAUCAUUUCGCAGUCGGGCAACUUGCUGUCGGACCUGGUGAUGGUGGAGGCCGACCCGGUUCAGAAGGCCCGGCACAUAGCUAAGUUAUUAGGACAGGAGCUGGCCGACACGAGGAGUUUGUAUGAUUUUUUAAUGAACGCUUCCGUCGAGGAUCUAAUAUUUGCUAUGAUUACCGCUGAAGUGGAUCGCCCCUCGUAUGUUAUCAACGCUAAUUUGUUACCGGUCGUUGAGAAACAAUUUGAAGGAAUAGAACGAUUCAUCGAGGAGUAUCCGAUAGUUUCGAUCCGUGGGGGUCGUAUAAACCGAAUGCCGAUUCUUACCACAAUAAACUCGCACGAAGGUGCGCUGUUCUUGCCGAGAAACGAGGAAGGUAAAAUUGAAUUUCAGAACAAUCUUCAACACUUCAUUCCACGUUUUACGGGCAUACAAUACGAUACGCCGAGAGCCGUGAAGUUUGCUAAAGGCUUAAACGAUUUCUACUUUAAGGGUAAAGAAAUGACUAAAGAUGAGUACUUAGAUCUGGUGUCGGACGCGUACUUCGGCAGAGACACCGUCAUGUUCGUAGAACACAUGUCUAAGUAUAUAAAGGAUAAUUAUCUUUGUUAUUUCUCGUACUCGGGCAACAUGAACACUAGUCUCAUGAGGCGGCUGGGGUGCGCGGGCGCGACGCACGGCGACCUCAUACAGUACUUAUUCUAUAGGAAGACCAAGGCUGACAAAUGUACCGAGAAAGAUAAAAAAAUUGUCGAUUUCCUCAGCGAAGCUUGGUGUAAUUUCGCUAAAAACGGCAAACCAACGUGGAAGAACCAACCCGUGGAGUGGUUACCAUACGACGUGAGGAAUAAAUACACGCUACAUGUUGAUGACGAUAUCAAGUUGGUUUUUAACCCCAAUUGGGAAAGAUAUUGCGUUUGGGACAAACUUAUGGGUGAAAGGUCUAAGCUAUAAAUGAAUGUUUGGAUACAAUGUUCAUAUAAUUUUAUAGCAGUGGGAUGGAGUAGGUACUUUUUAUAUAUUUAUUUAUUGUUAACAUGUUUGUAAUUCGCUACCGUACAGCCACAAAAUCUCAUGACAAUUAGUAUGAUUCAUAAUGAAUGCUGGGGUUCUUUUAGAAAUCACCUCCUUCAUGUAAUAUUUUACACUUAUCAUUUGUUUCCUCUGUAUUAGGUAAAUUACCAAAAAACGUUAUCUUCACCCAUAAAGGAAUGAUUCAUUCGUAGCUAAGUGCUAUUUUAUUAGUGUACUUUUGACCACGGGCAACGCUAGUCGAUAAUAUAAGGGGGCUUGCAUUGAACGCUUGUUACGUCCACUCCCGUCGGUGACUGGACUGCCCAGCUGGCAUGACGCCAAGACAGUAGACAACUGUAAUGCCAUACAGUACAGGGCUAAAUAAACGUUAAUUUUAUUCCAAAGAGUAUGCUUUAAAGAAAAUUUAAAAUGUCAUAUUUGAGUUAUGUACACGAUUUUUUAGAAAUUGUAGGAACCUUAGUAUUACGAAUUAAUUAAAAUUUACAAUACACAUAUACA